Closterium sp. NIES-65 is the source of this 387-nucleotide messenger RNA. The record is from the annotation of a GenBank genome assembly. NCBI's taxonomy places the organism in Eukaryota, Viridiplantae, Streptophyta, Zygnematophyceae, Desmidiales, Closteriaceae.
AUGUGCAAUACACGGCACAACCACUGCCUUCUUUGGCCGCUCCUCUCUGAUCCUCCCUCCCACUCCUCCAUCCCACCUGUCCUCGGCCCCGUCGCCGCCCUUUGCGGCCCCGUCGCCGCCCUUUGCGGCCCCGUCGCCGCCCUUUGCGGCCCCGUCGCCACUCCUCUAGGCCCCUCACGGCCCCUUCGCGGCCCCGUCGCCGCCCCUCUAGGCCCCUCGCGGCCCCUUCGCGGCCCCGUCGCCGCCCCUCUAGGCCCCUCGCGGCCCCUUCGCAGCCCCGUCGCCGCCCCUAGCGGCCCCGUUGCCGCCCCUCUAGGCCCCUCUAGGCCCCUCGCGGCCCCUCUGCGGCCUCGUCGCCGCCCCUAUCGGCCCCGACGCCGCCCCUAG